AUGAACUAUGGCCGGAUGCGGCUGCGGCCCUCCACCUGCUUUCUGCUGCUUGAAGCAGCUGGGGUGGAGGAAGGCUCCACUUUGUUGGAUCCCAUGGGCGGUGUUGGGACCAUCGCCAUUGAGGCAGCUGUUCGACUUCCUGGCGUACGUGCCUUGACGUCCGACAUCAGCUGGGAUGCCACUCAGGCCGCUCGGUUGAACUCCGAGACCGCGUCGCCUCACCUCGCGCUCGGCUCGACGCUCGAGGUGGCACAGGAGGACGCCCGGGCCCUGCCGCAGAAGACAGGGUCGGUGGACUUUGUCGUCACGGAUGUGCCAUUUGGAAACCGGAACCGGCUUGUCUGGGUCAAUGGCCUGUUGCCCGCGUUUCUGUCGGAAAUGGCCCGUGUGCUGCGGCCCGGAGGGAGGGCUGCUCUGCUCAUGACACGCGCCCACGCCAGGCAGAUGCAACAGCUCUUGGGAUUCCAGGAAGAGACGUGGGCUGCGUCGGUGCACGAGGAGGCCGUGGAGGACUCCAUCGAGCCUGUGGGUGAGGAACAGUCGGCUGCCGCCACGGACCCUCAUUCACUCAAGCAGCUCGAGCGUGCUUUCCGCCAGCUCGCCUGCCACAAAGUGGGAGUCGGCGGCUGGCCGGCAGCCGUGCUUGCGUUGGAGCGGCUGACGGGAGAUGUGUCGGCGCAAGAGGCGCCGCCGUCUCCUGAAGCUCAUGUCAAGGGCAAGGGCCUGAAGGGCAAGGGCAAAGGAGCUGGGAAAUCAGCUCAGGGAGAGCCUCGUGAGUGUCUGCUGAUCGAGAGCCCUCUGAGCUGCCCCAGCCUUCGGCUCGUGGACUACUUGAUGCAACGCUGGCCAUCCCACUUCCCAACCGAGUCGGUGAGUCGACGUGUGAUGGGAAGGGGCCGGGUCUGGGUACAGGAGGAAGGGCAUCUUCGGCAGGCGUGGUGGAGUGAGCCGGUGACGAUGAAGACCGUCGUCUUCUUGCCGGACUACCCCCGCCGAUCGCCCUAUGAAGGCCAGCUGACGGUGCUGUACCAGGACGACCACGUGGGCGUCGUCUUCAAGGAACCGGGGCUGCGCAUCUUCGGCGGCGUGCGCACCCUGGCGAACCUGCUGGCGGCGCGGCGAGCGCCGUCUUUGACAUCCUCAGGGCUGAGAAGCGCGCUGCCCGCGCCUGUGCCCGUGCACUUUCUCGAGGCGGAGCUGGGGGGCUGCUUCCUCGUGGCCAAGACGGCCGAGGCGGCUCUGGCGCUCGGCCGCGACAUUCCGCAGCGCCGGCUGCGGGCGCUGCUCUGCGGUGAGCAGGCUUUGCGCCGGCUCCAAGAAGGCAACCAUGGUCGGGACUGGCAGAUCCACCGCGUCGCCCCAAGUGUGCGGUUUGGGAAGCUGUCGGAGGCCAGCCGCUGGGUGGUGGGCCCGGUUUCGAUGUUCCGGGAGGAGUGUGCCAGGACAGGCCUGGUGCUACUGGGCGACGCGCAGUACGCUGGGGAGGAUGCGCCGCGGAUCCGUCGGAGCCAGGUUUUCCUGUUUGUGGACGGUUUCCUGGCGACGCCACAGUUGCAGUCCGAGUGUCGGCGUGCGGGCUUGAUUUCGAGCGUCGCGCAACUCGUAGCCAUGGGCACCAACAAGUCAGCGGAAUGGGGGACUGAGAUCAAAGCGCUGAUGGGCCCGGAGUGGAAGACGAAGUACAUCGUGGUUGUCACCGUGGCGCUGCAGAUCUUCAUGGCCUAUAUCACACGCAACUGGUCCAUCUGCUCGUUCCUGGUCGUUGUCUACGUGGUCGGCGCGACGGCCAAUCACUCGCUCUUCCUGGCCAUCCACGAGCUUGCACAUGGACUUGGUGCGAAGUCGAUGACGGCCAACAAGAUCAUCGGCAUGGUCGCCAACCUCCCCAUCGUCUUCCCGUACUGCAUUACCUUCAAGCCGUACCACAUGGCUCAUCACCGGAACCAGGGAGUGGAUGGCAUCGACACCGAUGUCCCAACCACUUUGGAAGGCUAUCUCAUUACCGGGACGUCCAUGGGCUACGUCGAUCACAUGCUCCGGAAGGCCGUGUUCAUGUUCUUCCAGAUCUUCGCCUACGCCCUCCGGCCGAUCUUCAUCAAGCCUGACCUUGUGCCAAUCGACGGAUGGGUGGUCUGCAAUUUUGCCGUCUGCGCGACGUUCGACUACCUGAUUUUGGUCACCGUGGGGUGGGAAGGGGUGCUGUAUCUCCUGCUCUCCACCUUCUUUGCGGGCUCCAUCCACCCGACCGCCGGACACUUCAUCGCGGAGCACUACGUCAUGGAGGGCACGACGGAAACGUAUUCCUACUACGGCCCGUUGAACCGCCUGACCUACAAUGUGGGAUACCACAAC
Symbiodinium natans is the source of this 2352-nucleotide messenger RNA. The record is from the annotation of a GenBank genome assembly. NCBI's taxonomy places the organism in Eukaryota, Dinophyceae, Suessiales, Symbiodiniaceae.